AUGGCGUCCCUAAUGAACUCAGAGCGCAUACCCUCAGAUCAACCGGGCUAUUCCUUUGCAAACCACACCGCAACAGCACAAGAGGCCUCAGGAGCCAAACAACAUGCCUUCUAUCCAUACACCGACAAUGGUGGCUCCACACUAGGCAUCACAGGUGCAGACUUUGCCAUCCUCGCCGGCGACACGCGGUCUACCUCUGGUUACAACAUCAACUCUCGCUACGUGCCCAAAUUGUUCCGCAUUGGAGAGGACGGGUCCGACGAACAGUCAUCACGGAUCGUACUGGCGGUUGUGGGCUUCGCAGCCGACGGCAAUGCCUUGAAAGAACGCCUCGAUGCUAUCGUCAAGAUGUACAAAUACCAACACAACAAACCCAUGAGCGUCAAGGCGUGCGCGCAACGUCUUUCUACAAUCCUGUAUCAGAAAAGAUUCUUCCCAUACUACGUGCACGCGAUUCUGGGCGGAUUGGACGAGGAUGGUAAGGGGGCGUUAUACUCGUACGAUCCUGUGGGGAGCUACGAGCGAGAACAGUGCCGGGCCGCGGGCGCAGCGGCGAGCUUGAUCAUGCCGUUUCUGGACAACCAGGUCAACUACAAGAAUCAGUACAUACCGGCGUCAGGUGUAGGACUUGACUUGAAGCAAAGACCGGUCGAAAGUCUGCCGAAGGAUGUGGUUGUAGGAUUGGUCAAGGAUGCAUUUACCAGUGCGACAGAACGACAUAUUGAGGUGGGCGAUGGUUUGCAGAUGUUGGUCAUCACCAAGGACGGAAUAGAGGAGACAUUCACACCUCUCAAGAGGGAUUAG
Molecule: messenger RNA, 804 nt
Organism: Fonsecaea nubica
Lineage: Eukaryota; Fungi; Ascomycota; Eurotiomycetes; Chaetothyriales; Herpotrichiellaceae
Exons: 2
Coding region: 1-804 (267 amino acids)
Cellular component (GO): proteasome core complex
Source: RefSeq, a predicted model, not a curated record